This is a messenger RNA of Megalops cyprinoides (Indo-Pacific tarpon), 540 nucleotides long. Its product is annotated as gamma-crystallin M2-like. The transcript has 3 exons. Gene Ontology annotation, biological process: lens development in camera-type eye; visual perception. The coding region runs from base 1 to 540 and encodes 179 amino acids. The record is from RefSeq and is a predicted model, not a curated record. Lineage: Eukaryota; Metazoa; Chordata; Actinopteri; Elopiformes; Megalopidae. Gene Ontology annotation, molecular function: structural constituent of eye lens.
AUGGGAAAGGUAAGACUGGAGAUCAUCUUCUAUGAGGAUAGGAACUUCCAGGGGCGGUUUCAUGAGUGUAGCAGCGACUGCGCUGACCUGCACUCCUACUUCAACCGCUGCAACUCCUGCAAGGUGGAGAGCGGCUGCUGGAUGAUCUAUGAGCGCCCCAACUACAUGGGGUGCCAGUACUUCCUGAGGAGGGGCGAGUAUCCCGACUACCAUCGCUGGAUGGGGAUGAGUGACUCCAUCAGGUCAUGCCACAUGAUCCCUGUGUACCGUGGCUCCUACAGAAUGAGGCUGUAUGAGAACCCUGACAUGAGUGGCCAGAUGAUGGAGCUGAUGGACGACUGCCCCAACGUGAUGGACCGCUUCCACACGGCCGACUUCAACUCCUGCAACGUUAUGGACGGCCACUGGCUCAUGUACGAACAGGCUAACUACAAGGGCAGGCAUUACUACCUGAGACCCGGAGAGUACCGGAGGUUCAGCGACUGGGGCAGCAUGAGUCCCAGGAUCGGAUCCCUGCGACGCAUCACUGACUUCAACUAG